CCUCUGCUCUGCAUUAGUUCGCUGCUUCCACUCCGCUAACUCGCAACCUCCGUUGAAAGUUAACAGCCACUUUGCUUCGCAGCUCAACGCAGGAUUUCUCACCGCUGCUGAGCUGCACCACGAAGAUUUCAAUAAAGACUAACAGCGGAGUGGACAGUAAAGGCAGGCAGUUAGUGCAGAAGCAGGCACCAUGUCCACCCCCACAAACCCAGAGGUGAAGGAACUGAGCCCUGUCGACUUUAUCCAGCUACAGCAGUACAUUGAAUAUUGCAGCUUGAAGGUGAAAGAUGUGCUGAGGGAAUUUGAUGCAGAUGGCAGACUGGCCCGGCACAGGCAUGGAGAGUGUAUCAAUGAAGAAGGCUUUCGUCUGUUCCUGAAGACUUAUUUAGAAGUGGAGGACUUCCCUGUGGAUCUCUGCCAGCGACUCUUCCGCUCCUUCCAAAACUCUGAACCCACCCAGGAAGACAGUGCCAAGGAGGUCUUUCUGAAGGAUGUUUCAUGUUACUUCUCUCUGCUUGAGGACGGCCAGCCCAGGGACAAGCUGGAGUUUGCUUUCAAGCUCUAUGACAGAGAUGGCAACGGAGUCCUCGACAGCUCUGAAGUGGAUAGGAUUAUCGCUCAGAUGAUGCAUGCUGCAGAAUACCUCGGAUGGGAUGUGUCAGAACUGAGGCCGGUGCUGAAGGAUAUGAUGACAGCAAUUGAUGCUGACAGCAGCGGCACAGUGUCUCUGGAGGAGUGGGUGGAGGGAGGGAUGAACAACAUUCCCUUGCUGGUCUUGUUGGGUCUGAAGAUGACCCAGAAGGACGGGCAGCAUCUUUGGAGGAUGAAACAUUUCAACAAGCCUGUUUAUUGCAACGUGUGCCAGAGCAUGCUGCUGGGUCUGCGGAAGCAGGGACUGUGCUGCACCUGCUGCAAAUACACAGUCCACGGGCGCUGUGCCAACAGGAACCCGGCCCCCUGCACCAGGACGUAUGUGAAGUCAAAGAAAGAAACAGGGGUUCCAGCACAUGACUGGGUGAAUGGGAACUGUGACUCUAGGAAGUGUGAUAAAUGCCAGAAGAAGAUCAAGAGCUACCAAGGCUUAACGGGAAAACACUGUGUGUGGUGCCACACGAUGCGUCAUGAUGAAUGUGCAGCCCAAGAGCCAACAGAGUGUACCUGUGGGCUGCUCAGAGACCAUAUUCUGCCUCCAUGGGCAAUAUAUCCUGUUAUAAAGGAGAGACCAAACAAUGUAAAGAAUGGCUGCUCAGCCGAUGACAGCGAGCUCAAUACCACUCCUGAUGGACAAGUGCUUCAGAUCAGCGCUGUGCCAAACACCCAUCCUCUUCUAGUGUUUGUCAACCCUAAAAGCGGUGGCAAGCAGGGAGAAAAAGUCCUGCAUAAAUUUCAGUAUUUACUGAAUCCACGGCAGGUAUACAACCUUUCUAAUGGUGGACCUGGACCAGGACUGAGUUUCUUCAGAAAUUUGCAGGACUACAGGAUCUUGGUGUGCGGGGGAGAUGGCACAGUUGGCUGGAUUCUAGAUGCAAUAGACAAAGCCAAUCUGCUGGUACGGCCACCUGUCGCUGUGCUUCCUCUGGGCACAGGAAAUGACCUUGCACGAUGUCUCCGAUGGGGAGGAGGAUACGACGGUGAGGACCUGAGUCGUAUUCUUAAAGACAUCGAGGGGAGCUCUCAGGUGCUGAUGGACCGCUGGAGUGUGCAGGUCAUCACAGAUGAGAAUCAGGAGAAGGGUGACCCAGUGCCAUAUGAAAUCAUCAACAACUACUUCUCUAUUGGCGUUGAUGCUUCCAUUGCCCACCGGUUUCACACAAUGAGGGAGAAACAUCCCCAGAAAUUCAACAGCAGAAUGAAGAACAAGCUGUGGUAUUUCGAAUUUGCCACUUCAGAAACCAUCUCUGCUUCCUGCAAGAAACUGAACGAAAGCCUUACAAUCGAGUGCUCUGGUACUCCGCUGGAUCUUAGUGGCCUGUCUUUAGAAGGGGUUGCUGUCCUUAACAUUCCCAGCAUGCAUGGGGGCUCCAACUUAUGGGGUGAGACCAAAAAAGGGGACACUAAGGGACUGACGAGUCAGGAAGAGCCUAAGGUCAUCAUUGACCCAGAAAUCCUGAAAUUAACCUCCCAAGAUCUCAGUGACCGGCGGUUAGAGGUGGUCGGCCUUGAAGGAGCCAUGGAGAUGGGUCAGAUAUACACGGGCCUCAAGAGCGCUGUGAGGCUCGCUAAAACAUCACAGAUCACCAUCAAGACGAAGAAAGCAUUACCAAUGCAGAUAGAUGGAGAGCCGUGGAUGCAGCCUCCCUGCACGAUUUACAUCACACACAAGAAUCAAGCCAAUAUGUUGAUGGCUCCACAGGCCAAAUCAUCUGGUUUUUUCAACUACAAAUAAAACGGACUUCUACUAGUUUAUUGUAUAUAGAGAACUGACACUUAUGCAUGUCUGUAACACAUAACCGAAGCAUAGCACUGUAUGAAUACAAGAAGGAGAGAUAUGUUUUCAUAAUGACAAAAUGAUUUUGACCAAAUUUAUUGAUUUAUGUUUUUAUCAAUACUCAUCACUCUUGCUGCAUCUGUUGUAAUGCUUCACAGUAAGUGGAAGUGCUGCUCCGAAAGGAACUUAAAGUAAGGUUAAUGUAAAGGGAAUAUCAUACUAAAAGAAGACAAUUCAGCUUCAUGUGCCUUUAAAAUCUGUUCUCUAUGGUUAUGGCUUAGGUAGAGUACAUACAGAGUGUUCAUAGGCAUGCUUGUUGGACAUAAACCAUGUAGUAUUGCUGUUUUUUUUGUGUGUGGUUGUAAAGAUGCUGUAUGAUACAUGUUCUUGUCAAGUUGGAACCAAAAACGAAGGAUAGAUGAGAUUACAUUUCAGAUUGUAGAUGUAAUUAAACUUUUUAUUUCUUACAUUUCAGAAGAUACUUGAAAGUGUUUUGGGGAACAGUAAUAGGACAAUCAUUGCCUAAAGGGUUGCUCGUUGAUCCACUGCAGCGGUCAGCCCACUCUGCUGUUCCUGUGUGUGUGUGUGUGUGUGUGUGUGUGUGUGUGUGUGUGUGUGUGUGUGUGUAUGUGAGGACAGAAAGCCUUUUGCUGUACUUAUUUAGCGUAGAACGCUGUGAUAUGUUCACUUCUAAUUUGGUUCAGGUCGGUUUAAACAUAUGUAAUUCUUAUUUAAUUGCUUUAUCAAUUAUAUCAUUUCAUGUGAAAGAUGUUAAUGUAAUAUGCCUAUGCCAGUGUAAAGAUUUUAAUAAACCAUCUGGACCAAAGUG
This is a messenger RNA of Micropterus salmoides (largemouth bass), 3257 nucleotides long. It is a transcript of the gene dgkaa, whose product is annotated as diacylglycerol kinase, alpha a. Gene Ontology annotation, cellular component: plasma membrane. Gene Ontology annotation, biological process: lipid phosphorylation; diacylglycerol metabolic process; intracellular signal transduction. Lineage: Eukaryota; Metazoa; Chordata; Actinopteri; Centrarchiformes; Centrarchidae. The transcript is spliced from 24 exons. The record is from RefSeq and is a predicted model, not a curated record. Bases 191 to 2386 code for a protein of 731 amino acids. Gene Ontology annotation, molecular function: ATP-dependent diacylglycerol kinase activity; calcium ion binding.